Owenia fusiformis is the source of this 1587-nucleotide messenger RNA. The record is from the annotation of a GenBank genome assembly. Lineage: Eukaryota; Metazoa; Annelida; Polychaeta; Sabellida; Oweniidae.
UAUAACUCUAAGGCGGAUACUUCUCUUGAACCGUUCAUAAUGAAUAAAACUUUCAUAAUUAAGUUAUGUCUGUUAAGCUUGAUUAUGUUACUGUGGUUUCUGUUUAUCAUGAACCACGUGGGAUUCCAAAAGACCUUGCAUCUGGAUGAAAUUAGCGACACUGGAGGCCAUGCUCAAGAAAAGGCUAAAACGCAGGCUGACACAAAUAGGGCAUAUCAAGAAAGCAAAAUAAUACAGAAAAAUGUGAUUUUUCUAAAGCUGCAUAAAGUUGGCAGUUCAACUUUACAAAACCUUUUUUUCCGAUUUGCAGAUAACAAUGACCUUAAUAUGGCCAUUCCCCUAGGACUCCAAUCAGGUAUUAAUAUAUUUGAAUAUCCUAAGGUUUUCUCAGAUAAAUAUGUAAUGAAAUCGACGGAACCCUUCAACAUGAUCGCCCACCACAUGCGAUAUAGCACAGAUGUCCAUAAAGUAAUGCCUAAAGGGACAAAAUCCAUAACAAUCAUAAGAAAUCCGGAUACACAAUUCGUAUCGGCCUUCAACUAUUUUGGUUAUAAGAACUGUUACAAUGGUGUUGGGACAAUAGACGAUUUUGCCCAGAUUGUUGUAAAAGGUGGACAGAGUGCCAAAUGGUGUGUACUUCCAACAAGAAACAUGAUGUUAUUUGAUUUUGGACUAGAAUCAAAUGAUACAAUAAACGAUGUUCUUGUAACUGAAAAAGUUGAGGAAAUUAGCGCAAACUUUGACUUGGUCAUGCUCACUGAGUAUUUCGAUGAGAGUUUAGUUUUAAUGCGUGAUAUUUUGAACUGGUCAACCGAAGACAUUGUGUAUUUAACCAAAAUUAAAAACCGUAAGCCCAAGAAGAAAAUUACAUCAGAAACAAUAGAACUCCUCAGGAAAUGGAAUUCUGGUGACGUACGUCUCUAUAAUUACUUCAAUAAAACAUUUUGGGAAAAGGUAGAGAAAUAUGGUCGAAAUAAACUUACUAUUGAAGUCGAGAAGCUUCGAGAUACUAACAAGAAAUGGUACGACUUUUGUGUCAAAGACAUGGUUCCGGGUACAGAAAUUGUGGACCCUGAAUUUAAAGCCGAUUACAAAGAUGACACGGUUAUGGGGUAUAAUCUUAAUGAUGAUGCGGUUGAUGCUACACUUUGUCGGCAGCUUGCUAUGCAAGAGUGGCCAUAUAGUAGAAAGAUCAUCAAAAGAAUGAAAGAGUUAAAAUACAUAGUUAACUAAUAAUAUUUCCAGCGUUUCCAUUCCCUUCAAAAUAUAUUGUUUAUGAAGCUAUACAUGUUGCAACAACGACUCGUGGUUCUACAUAUAAAGUAAUCUCAAUUGUCUCUAUGCCUGUUGUAAAAUAUAAAUGCAAACAUUACUUUUAUGUUUAUCGUAUCACAGCAUUGACAUAUUCUCUAUAAGCUUCUAGAUCUUGAAGCUAUGAAUAACUUUAUUUCAUAUCACAAUGGUUAUUUCGAUUGCAGGGCACGAUGUCUUCCGGCAAUAACAUAUAGAAAAAUAGUCUAAAAAUGAUAUAAUUAUGUCCGAUUCUCAAAUAUUUGAAUGGUUUGGUAAGUUGUUUUUUCACUUGGG